ACUGCCUCACUGAGCAAAUAAAGAUCUGUGGAGUGUCAUUUAAAGGCAGGAGUACACUAUAUAGCCCAAGAGCUGGUUCUCAUCAGGACACAGAUUUGCAAGUUGUGUGGACUUGGAAAUGUCAAUGAAACAUUUCUUGUUUUGGGCUACUGCUGCUGGCUUCCUGUCCUAUUUGACCAUGAAAGCAAAAUCAUCUAGAACAGCCUAUAAUAAACUUGUCACUAGAUUGGUAAGUAUCCAAGAAGAAAUCACGAAUUUACACAACGACCUGAGGAGAGGAGUAGAUCCACCAGCCAGCGACAUGCAGAAGAUGAGUUGGAGUGAAGAGGCUGCACAAAAUGCCAGAAUCAUAGCAAGUUACUGUGAUACGACAAAGAGUAACCCACUUGAGAGGAGACUCCCAUUAACCUUUUGUGGAGAAAAUAUGUAUCUAUCAUCUUUCCCCAUCUCAUGGACAAAUGUCAUAAAGCUCUGGUACAAUGAGUCUAAACAUUUUAAUUAUGGGCACUGGACAUCAACAGAUGAGGCCAUAACAACUGACCACUACACUCAGAUUGUUUGGGCUACUUCAUACCUCAUUGGCUGUGGCAUUGCAUUAUGCCGCAAAAAAGGAUUACCUGAUUAUCACUAUGUCUGUCACUAUUGUCAUGAGGGAAAUGAUCCUGACACAAUGAAUGUACCAUACAAGAAUGGCACCCCUUGUGAACACUGUCCAAAAAACUGUGAAAAUAAGCUUUGUACUAACCCCUGCCAGUACUAUAAUGAAUACAGAGACUGUCUUAUAUAUUUCAAAGGUGCUAAAUGCAGUCAGAUGCCAUUCAAACUAUUCUGCAAAGCUACUUGUCUGUGCGGCAUUGACUAACAUGGAGCCACCUCUUCUAUUUGCUGUUAUACUGUGCUAUAAAGGUCUGCAAUCCUCUACCUCAACCAUUGCACUCUAUUAGGGGUGCAGUACCUCCCUUACACUUAGAUGAACCUGUGCUUCUGCAUCGUUUUUAUGGAAAGACAUUUAUGAAGCUGAAGCAUUACAGAAAUUUUACUACUGUAAAGCAAAUGGCCCCAUGAAGAAAAAGAAUAAAGAGAUUUUUCCCAACCUUCAUCAGA
Molecule: messenger RNA, 1104 nt
Organism: Tupaia belangeri chinensis (Chinese tree shrew)
Lineage: Eukaryota; Metazoa; Chordata; Mammalia; Scandentia; Tupaiidae
Gene: CRISP1
Product: cysteine rich secretory protein 1
Exons: 9
Coding region: 119-862 (247 amino acids)
Cellular component (GO): extracellular region
Source: RefSeq, a predicted model, not a curated record